Xyrichtys novacula (pearly razorfish) is the source of this 629-nucleotide messenger RNA. Lineage: Eukaryota; Metazoa; Chordata; Actinopteri; Labriformes; Labridae. The record is from the annotation of a GenBank genome assembly.
AUGGCGGCGAAGACGGCGGCGUCGGCGUAGGAGAAGCUGCUCAAUGAAAACUAAAGAGGGUCAAAUAUGACAAACCGCACCUCUGAGAUCAGAUCCAGAUCAGUCAGAAGUUAUAAACUAUUAAUACAGUUGAUGAAUUCAGCGCGAGGUGAAACUACCCACAAUGCACUGCUUUGACAGCGAUCCCUCCAGUCACGUCAGAGUAAACUUCCCUCAGACUGGAGGAGGCUGAACUCCAACAUGAGAAAAGUCCAUCACUGCGUUCACACACCGGUGUCAGUCUGCCAGUUCACACCGGUCCCUGCGGUCCCCGAGCAGAGGUGACGCCACCGGCGCCGUGGGCCGAGGCUGUCAGCGGUGCGAGCAGGAGGGAGGAGGAUAAAACAGACGGAGAGGAAGAAUGGAAACAAAGCGGCGUUAUGAGGAACACACCUGUUUCCUCGCAGAAGUGUCGGCUGGGAAAGCGCUCAGCCAGCUGCCAAAAUCAAACUCUGACGCUCUUCAACCUGCUUCGGUUUCAACAUGAGAACCUGCGGCCGCCGUCCGAGGGCGCGGCGACGUCUUCACUCUCAGCCGAUGAUGGAUUGUACGAAGGAAAAUCUCAUCAGGUGUGUUGUCAUGACGACUGA